UAGCUUGGGAGGAAGAUUUCGGUCCAUCUUGAGCAAAGAAACUAAAGAAAAACUUGCCGAUUUGAGAUAGAUCGAAGAAAAAUAGAAGAUGGGCCUGAUAUUCGAAUUUCUCUAUUUCGCCCAAAAUACCAUAAAAGGAGGUCCAAAAAAUUCUGAAAAAAUCAUGACAAAUCUUCUAAAAUCAAGAUUUAUCAAACCCCUAAACUUUUAUCUCAAAUGGAGUCUAUGCGUCCGUACAACGUUGACGUUAGCCGUACGGCUGCUGACGUCAACAAGGUGACGUGUCACCUCUCAAUUUGUUGGAUGCGGAAUGCCUGAAUCUAUGCUCUGAUACCAAGUAGAGAAUGGUUUGAUGAUUAUAAUGUGAAGAAAAGAGGAGAAGAUUGAGAGAGAAGAAGAAGGAGAGUUUGGGAAAGAUGUAGUGUUAGGCUUGCUUGCCCUAACACACAAUAUUUUAUUAUAAUCGAGCAUAUAGUACACCGCAAGAGAAGAGGAAAGUGUGCAAAUGCACUUACACUAAAAGGGUCAAGGGCCAUUACUAUACACCAACAUUCUCUAUAAUACCCUUGGUGCAUUGACUAUAAAUUAACAGCCCCAACCACAAUAAUGGUUUUAGAAUCUGAAAACAUAUGUUUAUUUACAUGUAAAGAAAUGCUAUAUACACAUGCACCAUAUGCAUGUGAUGGUUCCAUGCAGUCAUAUUCACCAUGUAAGCUAUGUUAGGAAGAUAACUUCCAUUUAAAGAAAAAUAUGCAUGAUGAAACAUCUGAAAUUUAAUUUCCAGUGAAGAAACUUAAAUAUGUCUAUCUAUGUAAAAAAUAACUUCUUGUAGCUUAGCGCAGCAUCACAUAUUUAUCCCUACAUGCAUAUAAUGUAUCUUAAGCUGCAUUUUCACACAAAAUAUUUAGGACAGCCUAGUACUUCUUGGUAAUAGAAGUUGCAGGUCGAAAGCAGGUGUUAAUUUGUCUCAGGGAAGGCAUGUUGUGGAUAUGCUGAUAGAGUCAUGAUUGGUGUUAAACCCAUUCAUACUCUAUGGAUUCUAAUAACAAAUUAGUUUGUGAUUGAGGUGAAUUACUUGGACCCUGGUAGAUAUCACAUGUUGGGCAGAUUUAUCAUUUAAUGAUUACACAACUGGAUAUAACCUUUGCAGUAAGUGUUCUUGGUCAGUUUAUGCAUGUUCCCACCCCGCAGGGUACCACAUUUGGACACCGUGUUCUGUAUUUUGAUGUAUCUCGAGGGGAACUAGGAUAAGGAAUUUGUAUAGGCCCUUAAUGUUCAUCUUCGAGUGGAGGGCUAUGCCACUGCAGACUGGGUUUGAUCUCUAUUUGGUGGGAGGUCAACUAUUAGAUAUUGCACAUUUGUAGGAGGAAAUUUGGUCACUUGGAAAAUUAAGAAAUGGUGCAGUUGCCAAGUCAAAUGUAUAGACUAAAUACAUAGCCAUGGUACGAACUUUGUGGGACGUAAUGUGAUUGAAAACUCUUAUGUAGGAGCUGACUUAAAAACUCACAUUGAAAAGAAAGAAACAGUGCAGUUUUUGAAAGGUGUAAAUAGUGUAGUUGCCACUUUGUUUGAGAAAAAGUUGCCAACAAUAAAGUAUCCAAUCCUUUUGUGAGAUGUCAGGAUCAAGUUGCAGAUAUGUUUACUAAAACACUUAGCUGAGGUCAGUCAUGAAGAGUUUGUUCCAAGCUGGGCAAUGAUGACAUUUAUGCAUAAAUUUCAGGGGGAGUGUUGACUGUGCAUGUUGUGUGGCCUCCUACCAUGGAGUAUGGUCCCCCUAUGAUUGCUAUUGUGUGACAGCAGUUACGGCACAUAUGUUGUGGGUGUACAAUGCACACUAAAAGUUAGGACACUUUUCUAUGAUUUCUCUUUUCUCACAUCCUCCUUCGUAUUCAUUCAAUCCCUAAAACUUGUAGUUUCUAUGAUCAAAUGACAUGAAGAUUUUAUUUAGAUAGAAAUAAAGUUAUAGGGAUGCAAAGAAAAAGAGACAACUACAACUGUGGUCAAUGGAGACGACUCUUAGAAAGAGUUGCAGUCAACACUAUAAUUUGCAAGACCUCUGCCAUAAAAUUUUCUUGUCAGUGAACAUAUCAUGCGCGACCACCCAUGGAGAGCAACGAAGAAAGGUUAUGGUUCCUAGAACUUUAUGAUAAACAAUAGGGGCUUGUGGUGGCACUCAACAACUACGUGAUAAUGCCUUCCACAUUUUUAUUCUGCCAUGGAAAAAGGUGCUGGAGUGUUUGGGCAUGAGCACUGGCAGAUUCUUUAAGGAUUGUGAUUUGAGAUUGAUCAUUUUGAUUAUUGAAAAAUCUACUGUAUCUUCCAUCUCAUAUCUAUUGUGUCGCCAACUGCAAACAGAACCACUUCAUGUGUAUGAGAGUGCAAGUGGAUAAGGACCAAAUGUGUAUUCUUUUACUGAGAUACAGAAAAAAAAGAUUCGAUCUUGAGAAGUAGAUAUGGAACCUUGGCAGUUUUGGAACAUAUAGGUCAUUACAGAUCCUGCAUAUUAUUUGCUAUCAUCUGAGUGUCUAGAGAGCAUCUUCGUGUUAGCUUCUACACCAACCAGAUGUUGCACCAUAGUCAUUGGGGUCAAAUAUAUUAUUGUGCCUUUUUAUAUAUUCCUUGAUUGGCAAGAUAUUUUUCCUGCACUUUGGCCCAUUCGAGCUUUAGAUCUGCCUCAUUUUUGGGACGAUGUUCUAACAUGAGCAGGUGCAACGGAUGUAUAUUAUGGAUUUCACAUUGGACCCCACAGAGCCUUUGUUGCACGGUCUCUCUAUUACCACGCUCCAUGCUGGCUACAUGCAAGGUGUAGUAGAGGCUUGAGCAGGCUACUCUUAUCAAAGAAGAUGUAGGCAAGUAAUGUUUGGACAGUUUGAAAGAUUCAGGGCCAAAUUCUUAACUGUGAACUGCUCGUCUGAGUAAACACAAUCAAGAUUAAUUCCAGAACAGCUAAAUUCCUCAUCCAAAGUCACUCUUAUCCGUUCCAAUGUCAGUCUGCGAAGCUAGAACAGUGUUGGCGGCAGAUUGGUGGAAGUUUCAGUGUAAACCAAAAGACCUCAAAGAUUGAUGAUUCAUUUUUUCUCUGGAAAUGGAUGGUAAAGAUGCUGAUAGGAUGGUUUUAGCGAAACCUGUUGCUUCGAGGCCUCGUGCUCAUUUCAAGUCCUUCACUGAACUCCUUGCUGGUGCCAUUAAUGCCUCUCCAGUGAGUACAUUUUCCGAAACAACAGUUGCCAUUAGACCCAAGACAGUAAGGUUCAAACCCUCAGUAAAUCGGGCUCCAGUUGGGGUUUCUCAGGGUGAAAUAUCUGGAGCAGCAGUUUGUUGUUCGUCUGGUAGGGUUCCAGAACCAGACCGUGAAUCUACUGUGGUAUACAAACCCUUGGCAAAGCUUGUUUCAAGGACCACUGCUUCUCUUUUGGCAAAUUUGGGCAACUUUGAUGUCAAUAAUCAGCAACUGCUUGCACAACCACAGGCCAUAGUUCAACUUCCAGACCAGGUUAAACACAGUUUCCCAACCCAGCUUGCUUCCAAUCUUCAUCAGAAGUUGCCAUCACAAACUGAAGAAAACCAGAUAAUUGAUCCAUCGAAGUCGGUGUCUCAAAACCCAGAACAAAAUCAGAGAGCUCUGCUACCAACUAGUACUGGAGAUCGACCCUCUUAUGAUGGAUAUAAUUGGAGAAAGUAUGGGCAAAAGCAUGUGAAAGGAAGUGAGUUCCCACGAAGUUAUUACAAAUGUACAAAUCCAAAUUGCCCUGUGAAGAAAAAGGUCGAGAGGUCGCUUGAUGGGCAGAUAGCAGAAAUUGUCUACAAGGGUGAGCACAAUCAUCCAAAGCCUCAGCCACAAAAACGGGUCUCAUCCGGGACGCAGGGCCAGGUUUUUAUAUCUGAUGGGAAUGAAAAAGAUAGUGCGAAUCCAGUAUGGAGUAAUCCCCUUAAUGAGAGGAAUGAAGGCUCUGAUGAUAAAAUAGAGGACCCAAAUGAGGUAGGCUUGUCAGUAAAUCCUACUUACCCAGCGAAACUGAUAUUUCCUCAGGAUCCUGCGAUGGCUGCUGCAUUUAACAGUUGUGUUGGAACUCCUGAUAAUUCUUGUGGUCUUAGUGGGGAUUGUGAGGAAGGAAGCGGAGGAGUGGAUGGAGACGAUGAACCUAAUUGUAAGCGAAGGAAGAACGAAGAUCAAGCUAAUGAAGGAGGUAAACCAGUGCAAGCUGCUCGUGAGCCUCAUGUUGUGGUUCAAACAUCUACAGAAUCUGAGAUCCUGGGGGAUGGCUUUCGUUGGCGGAAGUAUGGGCAGAAGGUUGUGAAGGGAAAUCCGUAUCCCAGAAGCUAUUAUAGAUGCACCAGCCUCAAGUGCAAUGUGCGCAAGCAUGUGGAAAGAGUAUCAGAUGACCCGAGAGCUUUUAUCACAACAUACGAAGGAAAACACAACCAUGACAUGCCGGUCUCUAGAAGCAUGAAUCCAGUUGCUUCUGAUUCUGACUCACUAGCUCCAACUAACAAGUCCAAGCCAUGACUUAUAUACAGUCGAAGGAAAAGGAAAUGAUAUUUGGAGAUUUAACCUGAUAAUCCAUGUCACAAAGAGAUCCAACACAUUAGCAAGAUUUGAGAUUUUCACAUGAUAUAAGCUUGGAGAAACUCAAAUGUCUGUAGUCUUUGUUUAUAUGUCAGAAUAUUCUUCCUUUUGAGUUCUAUAUUUGAAGGUUUGUAGAUCAAAGAUAGUUUUUAUGCGGGCAAGAGAUUAGAUGUCCGAGUGAUGAGGUUGAGUUUGUCUGUGUUUUUGUUUCAGCAGCUUAUCACUGUGGCUGAUGACUGCACUCCAUAACUCAACCUUGUCACAAAGCCUGUAAUAAUUUAUGUAGUCCCUCAAAAUUCUGGUGUAUGAAAAAUCCUAAAAUUAUGCUUU
Messenger RNA from Magnolia sinica, 4897 nucleotides. RefSeq names its product WRKY transcription factor 44. The coding region runs from base 3086 to 4507 and encodes 473 amino acids. Lineage: Eukaryota; Viridiplantae; Streptophyta; Magnoliopsida; Magnoliales; Magnoliaceae. The record is from RefSeq and is a predicted model, not a curated record. Gene Ontology annotation, molecular function: DNA-binding transcription factor activity; sequence-specific DNA binding. The transcript is spliced from 6 exons. Gene Ontology annotation, biological process: regulation of DNA-templated transcription.